GCGUGAAAAGACGAUUCUGCCUCAGGGAGUGCUGAAAGAUGUCCACCCGGUACCACCAGGCAGCCAUGGACGGCAACCUGGAAUUGCUGAAAGAAGCCACUCGAAAAGAUCUCAACACGGCUGACACAGAUGGGAUGACACCCACCUUGUUGGCUGCUUAUCACGGACACCUGGAGGCAGUGGAGGUCAUUUGCCGAAGAGGGGGGGAUCCAGACAAAUGCGACAUUUGGGGCAAUACCCCUCUCCACCACGCAGCCUCUAAUGGUCACAUCCAUUGUGUUUCCUUCUUAAUCAACUUUGGUGCCAAUAUCUUCUCCCUUGAUAACAACAUGCGCUCUGCUCUGGAUGCAGCGGCCAACAGGAACCAGUACGAAUGUGUCCAAAUCCUUGACAAUGCUGCUACUGAGCAGGGCAUCAAAAACCCCAAAAGAGUCUCCCGUCUGAAGGCCCAUGCACAGCGUGACGUUCAGAGGCAGAUUCGAGAAUGUGAACGACGCCAAGAGAGGCAUGAGCAUGAAAUGAUCAGACAUUACAACAAGACGCAUGCCGAAAGAGAAACGCCCACCCGGACACGUGUGUCGAAUUUUUUUACCACCCGCUCACUAGGGGCCCUACCCAAACAUUUGAAGGACACCUUCAGGCUAAAGACAAAAAAGAAAGAGGAGGAUUCAGAAGACCUGGACACAGGGAGCAAUAACCAAGCAAAGGACAUUCCAGUUGGCCGAACCACUGUGAUGGACAUGUUCAGUGAAAACGAGGAGGAAGAACCAGAAAACCUGGGCAAAACCAGCGUUUCUGAAGAUGGUCAGGUAGAACAAGAGUCCAUUUUUAACCGUCCAGGUCUUGGUAACAUUGUUUUCCGAAACAACUUGGCCACUGGCAUAACCGCUGCUCCUGUGUUGCCUGAGAAAGAAGAGAUCAGUUUCCAAAUACCGGAUGAAUUGUUUCAAUUCAAAAGGUCGGAGGUGGCCAGUGACCCAGAUUUGGAGAAUGUUCCUGAGGAAUCUUGGAUCGAGGAAGAAAUUGGGUGGGAUGAUGGCAGCACAGAGACCACCCCCCUCGAAGUCUUUCUUGCAUCACUGGAGCUGAAUGAAUUCCUUCCUAUCUUGAUGAGAGAAGAUACCGAUUUAGAGACUCUCAUGCUGUGCUCUGAUGAAGACCUCCAGAGCAUACAGAUGCAGCUGGGUCCAAGGAAAAAGAUCCUCCAUGCAGUAAACAGAAGGAAGGAAGCACUGGCAAAGCCAGGCAAGGCAGAAGACACCAAGCUGUAACUUAUAAAGCUCCUUGUUGCAAUAAAUUUCUGCACUAAGA
Eublepharis macularius is the source of this 1311-nucleotide messenger RNA. RefSeq names its product ankyrin repeat and sterile alpha motif domain containing 4B (gene ANKS4B). NCBI's taxonomy places the organism in Eukaryota, Metazoa, Chordata, Lepidosauria, Squamata, Eublepharidae. The coding region runs from base 39 to 1271 and encodes 410 amino acids. The transcript is spliced from 2 exons. The record is from RefSeq and is a predicted model, not a curated record. Gene Ontology annotation, molecular function: protein binding.